Molecule: messenger RNA, 2024 nt
Organism: Nymphaea colorata (pocket water lily)
Lineage: Eukaryota; Viridiplantae; Streptophyta; Magnoliopsida; Nymphaeales; Nymphaeaceae
Product: cationic amino acid transporter 9, chloroplastic
Exons: 8
Coding region: 111-1823 (570 amino acids)
Biological process (GO): amino acid transport; transmembrane transport
Cellular component (GO): membrane
Molecular function (GO): amino acid transmembrane transporter activity
Source: RefSeq, a predicted model, not a curated record
GAACCUGGCAAAAGGAACGAGGAGAGAAAAAGUGGGGAGAAUUCUCCGCGGGAUAUCUUCCUCUCUGCCUGCGACGGUCCGGAAUCACUAGCCCAAGAGCUUCGGAGAAGAUGGCGCGUGGCGGCGCUUCUCGCCGCGGCCCGCCUCCCUGGCUCGCCGGCUUCUGGAAUUCGGCCUGCCGAGUCAAGCCCAUCCAGAUCGCAGCGACCCACCAGGUGGCACCGCCGCUUCCUGAAGGUGGAGGAGAAGAACUCGUGCGGCGGCUGGGCGCUAUCGACCUCAUCCUGCUCGGUAUUGGAGCUUCGAUCGGCGCCGGAAUCUUCGUCGUCACCGGCACCGUGGCACGCGACGCUGGACCUGGUGUUACUAUUAGCUUCAUUAUAGCCGGUGCAGCGUGCGCGCUCUGUGCUCUAUGUUACGCUGAGUUAUCGUCACGCUUCCCUGCACUUGUUGGCGGUGCAUAUUUGUAUACGUAUGCAGCAUUUAGCGAGCUCGCCGCAUUCCUUGUGUUCACGCAACUGAUGCUCGAUUACCAUAUUGGCGCGGCAAGCAUUGCCCGCAGCCUGGCGAGCUACCUGGCAGCGCUGUUGAAAAUCGCUCCCUUUUUCCGGCAUAUCUUGCCUGACUGGAUAGGGAGUGGUCAAGAAUUAUUUGGAGGAGUUUUGUCUAUCAAUGUGUUAGCACCAAUUCUUUUGGUAAUAUUGACCAUAAUUCUAUGUCAAGGUGUGCAAGAAUCAGCAUUGGUGAAUUCGGUUAUGACUGCCACAAAGGUAACAAUUGUCCUCAUUGUUAUAUUUGUUGGUGCUUUUGAGGUGGAUGUCUCAAACUGGUCUCCUUUUGCCCCAAACGGGUUCAAAGCUAUCAUUACUGGAGCAACUAUAGUUUUUUUCGCUUAUGUUGGAUUUGAUGCUGUUGCUAAUUCUGCAGAAGAAUCCAAAAGACCACAGAGAGAUUUGCCCAUUGGCAUUCUUGUCAGCCUGCUGGCUUGUGCAAUAUUAUAUGUUGGUGUAUGCCUAGUAAUCACUGGAAUGGUUUCGUACAAGUUACUUGGUGAUGAUGCUCCAUUAGCUGAAGCUUUCUCUGGCAAAGGGCUGAAAUUUGUGUCAAUUCUGAUCAGUAUAGGAGCUGUUGCAGGCUUGACUACAACCCUACUAGUUGGCUUGUAUGUACAGUCUCGGUUGUACCUUGGGCUUGGAAGAGAUGGACUACUGCCAUCAAUCUUUUCGAAGGUGCAUCAUAUUCGGCACACACCUGUACGUUCACAGAUUUGGGUUGGUUGUGUUGCUGGAGUCCUGGCCGGGUUGUUUAAUGUCCAUGAACUCUCACAUAUUCUUUCAGUUGGAACGCUAACGGGAUAUUCUGUUGUUUCAGCCUGCGUUAUUACUCUUCGCUGGAAGCCGAGGUCAUCAGGUCAUCUUUCUAUAGGGGGAUUCUCAGCUCGACAUGAAGGCAUCAUUUCCCUUCUUGGUGUUGCUUGUGGUGGUUUUUUGGCUGGGUUGUGCUACCGUUUCAGUGCUGGGAUAGUAUUUUUGUUAAUAGCUAUUCUGAUGUCUGUUGUGUUUGCUGCUGCUCUUCAGUAUCGCCAAGCCUAUGCAGAUCCCCCUGGAUUUUCUUGUCCAGGAGUUCCCGCCGUGCCAAUUAUUUCCAUAUUUUUCAACAUGUUCCUGUUUGCUCAGCUGCAUUGGGAAGCAUGGGUUCGGUUCAUAGUGGUCAGCAUCCUUGCUAUAGGUAUUUAUGCUGCUUAUGGGCAAUAUCAUGCCACUUCACCGGACUGCACCAAUUCGACUAUUUAUCACCCGAUGCCUGCAGAGGAUUCUCAGUAGUUUCAUUUGUCUUUCAUAUUGCUUUUUUUUUUUUUUUCCUUUUUCUGUAAUUCAUUUCUUCUGAGCUUCCCCACAAUGAUUAUUAGACAAAAGACAGAGGUCCUUCCACAGUUUUCAUGUACAGUAUGAGCAAAUUGCUGCCCAAAAAAAAAUAAUAAUAAUGUAAAUGGGGAGGGUCAAGAGUCCAAUAUUGGCUGUGCA